CGCCAUUGGUCGGUGAGCGCACGUUUUCUAAAACUCUUCCGGCAUCGCUUCGUGAGGAGACCAGAGAUGACAGAAAGAUAAUUUUCGAUGUGGAGCAGAUUUUUCAGACCUGCUGUGAUCAGUCAUAGUGUAUGGAGGAGUCUGUUCACCAUGCGGCUGAAGACUAGCGAGUUCAAGUCUCUCUUCACUGAUGGGCUGAAUGGAAUAGCAGAGCUGUUUGAGAAGCACCAGUACGAGCUGCGGAUCGCUGGCGGCGCUGUGCGGGAUCUGCUGUCCGGGAAACGGCCUGAAGACGUGGACUUUGCCACCACAGCCACUCCGGAGGAGAUGAAGCGCAUGUUUCAAGAUGCUGGAAUCAGGUUGAUCAACAAUAAAGGAGAGAAGCACGGCACCAUUACCGCACGGUUGCACAAUGAGAACUUUGAGGUGACCACUCUGCGAGUGGACGUUGAGACGGAUGGCCGGCAUGCGGAGGUGGAGUUCACCACCGACUGGCAGAAAGACGCCGAGCGCAGAGACCUCACUAUCAACUCUAUGUUUCUGGGGCUCGACGGAACGCUAUACGACUAUUUCAAAGGCUACGAAGACCUCCAGAACCACAAAGUCCGGUUCGUCGGCAGCGCUGAGCAGAGGAUAAAAGAAGAUUACCUGAGAAUACUGAGGUAUUUCAGGUUUUACGGCAGGGUGGCUUUAAAGGCCGACGAGCACGAGCCCGAGACUCUGACUGCCAUCAGGGAAAACGGCCGAGGGCUGGCAGCCAUAUCAGGAGAAAGAAUCUGGGUGGAGUUAAAGAAGAUGGUGGUGGGGAACCAUGCUGCUCAUCUGCUGGAGCUCCUCUACGACCUGGACUUAGCUCAGUACAUCGGUUUGCCUCCAGAUGGCGGCGUUGACGAGGUGAAGCGCGUAUGGGGGAACGCCAGCGCCCACUCUCCCAAACCCAUGACGGUCCUGGCGGCCCUGUUCCACGGCCCGGACGACGUGGACAGGACGGACCUGCGGCUGAAGGUGUCCAGGGAGGAGAAGACGCUGGCUCUGUUCCUGGUCAAGCACAGGCGGACGCUCCGCAAGAGCGACGAAGAGCCAGACGACCUCAGACCUUUCACAGACUUUAUUAUUGAUAGCCGGGAGCCGGACUCUCAGAGCAAAGUGUGUGAGCUGCUGAAGUAUCAAGGUGAGGAGAAGCUGCUGGCGGAGCUCCAGAGGUGGUCGGUGCCUCGCUUCCCCGUCAGCGGCCACGAUCUGAGGAAGAUGGGCGUCGCAUCGGGGAAGGAAAUUGGCACCAACCUGCAGGAGCUCCGUGACAUCUGGAAGAAAAGUCGAUACCAGAUGGAUAAAGACGAACUGCUGAGUCAUGUGAAGCUUUGAAUAAAACAGCAACUGGUUGCCAUGGUGGUUUAAAUAGCCGCGCUCAAGUGUUGUUUAAGGUGUUCUCUUUAUUUUAGACAAAGGGGGAAAAAAACUCAAAGGGUUUUUGUGUUUAACUGCACUGCAGCCAGAUACUGUAUGGUUAGAGUAGCUGCAGCAUGUUGUGAAUAAGGACACUACAAAAGGAAGACGUGUGUAUGCACUUUUCAUUUUCAUUUCGAUUCAAAUCUGCAGAGGCAGCACUUUGGACAGGUAUAUUUGGCUUUGCAGCUGUCUGCUUUGAAGUUUUUCUUUAAAAAAAAAAAAAGGCUGAUGCUUAAACCCUUAUUUUACCACCUGUGUGUGAAGACAAAGCGUAGCUGCACGGAUUUUUGCCGGUGGAAUAAAAUGCUUCGUCCAGUGCCUUAUACAAGUAUUCACACCCUUUGAAAUUUUUAAUAUUUUGUCAUGUUGGAACCACAAACUCCAGUUGAUCUGUAUAUGAUUUCAUGUUAUAGGCUGACAAAAUAAUGUUGGAUUGUUUUAGAGUGGAAGGAAACUCCACUCUGCUGCUUCUAGUUUUCAAAAUUAUUUAGCUAGAAAUCAACAUGUAAAUGCUGUACUCUUGCUGAUUAUUAAAAUAAGGAUGUUAUUAUAAGAAUAACCCAAAAGUUUCUGAUUUUUAGUUUUGUUUGCCAGUAUGUUUCCACCACCACUUGUGUGAUUUAUCAUUUUGGCCAAUAAUGUAAAUAGUGUGAAUCGAGGCCUGUUGAAAGUCAAUCUAACAGGCAAAAAAAAAAAAAAAAAUGUAUUGCC
This is a messenger RNA of Xiphophorus hellerii (green swordtail), 2160 nucleotides long. RefSeq names its product tRNA nucleotidyl transferase, CCA-adding, 1 (gene trnt1). Gene Ontology annotation, cellular component: mitochondrion. Gene Ontology annotation, molecular function: tRNA binding; nucleotidyltransferase activity. Bases 88 to 1365 code for a protein of 425 amino acids. Gene Ontology annotation, biological process: mitochondrial tRNA 3'-end processing; tRNA 3'-terminal CCA addition. Lineage: Eukaryota; Metazoa; Chordata; Actinopteri; Cyprinodontiformes; Poeciliidae. The transcript is spliced from 8 exons. The record is from RefSeq and is a predicted model, not a curated record.